AUGCCGCGCCCCAAGUUGCUCUCAAGCCAGCGCCAAAGAGCCGCCGAGGCUUGCAAUGCUUGCCGAGAGGCAAAGAAGAGAUGCUCGGGCACGGCGCCCUGCACCCACUGCCUGCGUCGCGGGCUGGGUAGUUCGUGUUUCAUCUCCCACCGUCCUCGGGGGAACCGUCAUUCUGUAGGUAUCGGGACGGGAUUAUCAAAUUCGAAGCCGGCGAACGGGGGACAGCAGCCUCUUUCGACAAGUCCACCAAACACUAGACAUAGCACCGGUGCUGCAGUUUCAGAUUCAACGGUCUUCUCAGCCUUCGAAGAUACGCCCAUACUUAGUCAUUCGACGGCCCCAGUUGUGCCUAGUGGGAUUGAUUCAAUAUCACCCUCGGAGGCUCGUACGAUAGAGGUGGACAAUUCUUCAACAAUUGUCAAUGUAGAGCCUCCGGUACAGGUUAUGAGUGAUGUGGACGACUCUAGCGCCUUGUCGUUGCUUUCAAUGAAGCCCUCCCCUCGCAUGUUGCUGAACCUGCGUGGCGAGCGAGUCUACAUAGGGGGAGGAGGCUCUCUCUCAUUCCUGCAGGCCGUGAGGGGCAUUAUAUCUGCUCAAGUCGGACCCUCGCAAUUUUCUCGUCACGGAAAAAGCGAUACCAUGCUGGAGAAGGAGUCGCCGCAAACAAGAGCUCAAGUUUCAAGUCCCAGUGAAAUGAAGAUGGAAGACAAGCUCAUGUAUGCGAAAUGUUUCUAUGAAGUGACUGGGGGUUUGAUAGACCCUUUCUGUCCACAAGAGAUGGAACAGCUCCUGACGACCUCUGGCGGAGGGAGUCCUCAGAAAAGGGCGCUCGUGCAGCUCAUCAUAGCUGUUGGUCUUCAGUGUGAUCCAUCAGCCGACGCGGAUGAUCGCGAGUUGGCGUAUUUUAGCGAGGCCCAGGCCCAAGCCUUUUCUGGAAUGCUUGAAGACCCAGAUAUCGAUAUGGUUAGGAUAUUUUUGAUAAUGUCCUUUUAUCUGCUGGGAGAGUGUCGCAGGAACACGGCUUUUAUGUAUCUCGGAAUUGCUGCGAGAGCCGCGCUGUCACUAGGUUUGCAUAGCCCUGAAACCUAUACAGAUAUGAAAGAUUCAAAACACCAACUCAGGUUAAGAGUAUGGAUGAGUCUCAGAGUCAUGGACAUCCCCAUCAGCUCUAUAUUAGGCCGUCCGCCUGCCACUGCAGGAGUCCAGUCUGAUUUACAAGGCCUCGUUGAUGACGUAGUUGCCUCAUCCCAGGACCGGGGAAUGAUCUGCCUUGUUGCGUCCUACAAAAUGGUAUCGCUAAUAAGCAAUAUCGUCGAAAAACUCUACGAUCGGAAGGAGAUCUCGAUCCCCAUGAUAGAAGAGAACCUACAAGAGCUUGAGAAGUGGAGCCAGGGCCUUCCUCAAUUCCUCCGCACUUCGCCUUCACAGACGGAUCUCGCUGAUUCCGACGCCGAGAAGAGCGCAAUUGGACGCGUCCACGUAUCGUGUCUUUAUUAUUUUGCAGUCACCCUCGUGACUCGGCCGAUACUGGUGUCUACGCUGAUCCAGCCGCAGAUUGGAGGAAUGGUGCACUCUCAUUUGGCAUCUGCGUGUCUUGAUGCUGCCAUAUUUAUUGUCCAGACAUGUUCUGGGGCCAGGAAGCUUGGUUUGCUGAAGGCAAACAUGGCAACCAUAAUAUCAAUUAUCUUCCCAGCUGGUCUGGUACUCGGGUUCCAAAUUUUUGCUAAGGACGUUGUCGAUUAUGGAAUCGAGUCCGCGUUUCAUGGGGCCAGAGAACUGCUUAACUUCCUGGGAGCCAAGAGCUCUCAAGCGACCUUAUACUACGAUAUUUUAACCUCACUUUCCAAUGUGAUUAAUGAACGUCGCGAGAAAUCAUCCACGAAGAGCAGGACAGCUUAUGUGUCAAAGUUAUUUAACUUUGAAAGACAGCAACCGGAAGGACAGGCGAGAGAUGCGAAUCGUGCGGCCCAGCCUAGCGAGGAUCAGCAGCCCGUGCAAAUGAAUGACUUAUUUGCCACAUGCUCUCUGGGGAACAACACACCUCUGGAAUCUGGAGACAUGUUUCUUGAUUGGGACAGUCUUGAUAUCUCCUUGUGGGAGAGCUUUCCUUAUUUGACUUGA
Messenger RNA from Clonostachys byssicola, 2121 nucleotides. The record is from the annotation of a GenBank genome assembly. NCBI's taxonomy places the organism in Eukaryota, Fungi, Ascomycota, Sordariomycetes, Hypocreales, Bionectriaceae.